ACUGGGAAGGCGCCGCCAGCGGAGGCUGCGGGAGUGCGCCGUGCGCUCCGGAGUCGCCAUAAAAGUUAUUGCGCGCAGAGCGGAGCCGUCAGACUGGGGAGAGACGCGGCGGAGCAAACACUGGAACCCGGAGAGGCUGAGCAGGGGACGAGCCCGGCGUCCGAGCUGAACGCGUGCAGUCCCGCGCGCACCUCUGGGUGACGGCCGCCCGCUGCGAGGCGCCGGGAGGACCAAUUGAUGCGCGUGACCUGGCUCGCGUCUGAACGGAGUAGCGGAAUGAGCGGGCGACACGCUCGGAUGCAGGAGAUUUUCGUGCGUGCGGUGGACGAGCUGCCGAGGCUGCCGCGCUAGAAGACGAACAGGCGCCUGUGAGGUUUCGUCUGGAUACCAAAAAACGCACACCACUCCCUCCCGUUUUUCCGCCGGUCCAGGACGCAAAUGUCACCGCGACACAGACUCGGCAGUGGAUUGUAGCAGAGCAGCCCCGCCGAUGGUUUAAAGGGCGUUAAGGUGCGGGACGGGAGUGGGACAAUUACAGGAUGAGUGAGCGACACAUGCAGAUCAGAAGUACUACUUGUACUCUGCUUGUUAUGGUGCUCGUGAUCAGCGUCUGGGAGAUGUCGGUACCAACAGAAGGAACAACAGCGGUGCACCAUGUCCGAGCAGGCACCUGCGAGGUGGUGGCGCUACAUCGCUGCUGCAACAAGAACAAAAUCGAGGAGCGGUCCCAAACUGUGAAGUGCUCCUGCUUUCCCGGGCAAGUGGCCGGCACCACCAGAGCUGCCCCGUCAUGCGUAGACGCCUCCAUAGUGGAGCAGAAGUGGUGGUGCCAGAUGCAUCCGUGCCUUGACGGAGAGGAGUGCAAGGUUCUGCCGGAUCUGAAGGGGUGGAGCUGUGCUACAGGCAAUAAGAUCAAAACCACUAAGAUUUCAGCAGACAGAGACCAGCUUUGGUAACGUCUGAUACUCCACGCUGGUUUUCAGACGCAUCCGUUCGUCGGCUCAUCCAAGGAGAAGAGAUUCAUUCAAAGGGACCCUUCUGUAAAUAGAGACUUCCUUGCUUCGGGACUACAGUUAUCUAAGGAAAGCUGAACACGUCUUCUUGAACUCUAUGGAGGAGCAGCGCUUCCUUUGAAGGACUACCUGGGAUCAGCCGCACCGCUCAGUCUCCAGGCUUCAACCUCCAACAAUGGUGAACUUUGCCUCCGUGUUCAUUUCCAGAGUCGUGUGUCCUUCACAGGGAGUCGGGCAGCAGUUGACCGGGGCGAGCAGGUCAGUAUGUUGUAAGCGUGGCGCAUAUUCAACGGAGCUUGUGGUUUUAUGAGUCUUUUCGUCUCUACGUUUAGCUUUGACAAAGCGAGCGAGCGGCAGACGCUCGCGGCGACUCUCAAACUAAUACGCAGCAGCAAUGUAUCAUUCAUACUGUGCUCCGCUACACAGAAAGGGGAAACAAGCCUCGACCAAUUAGAAACUCUUAUCGCCGUCCCCUCGGCAUUGAUGACACUUCCUCUAUCUGUGUAAGUGAUGACAUCAGUAAUAAACUAUGGUUGUGUUAACCAAACUUAA
This is a messenger RNA of Betta splendens (Siamese fighting fish), 1565 nucleotides long. Its product is annotated as chemokine-like protein TAFA-2. The record is from RefSeq and is a predicted model, not a curated record. The coding region runs from base 540 to 956 and encodes 138 amino acids. The transcript is spliced from 6 exons. Gene Ontology annotation, molecular function: receptor ligand activity. Lineage: Eukaryota; Metazoa; Chordata; Actinopteri; Anabantiformes; Osphronemidae.